AUGCCGACCGACAACAAGGGUGCGUCUUACACCUACAAGAACUCGGGCACCAACAGCCAGGGCAAUCACUACUGCAGCCGUGACUAUGGAUCGGAUGCCGUGAACCAGAAUUCCUACCACUACUCCAACCAGGAUGGCUCCUACUACUACUCCAACUCGGAUGGUAGCACUUACUACAACACUGGCAAGGGUGAAGCCUGGUACACUCCUGCCGACUCGAAUGGUUCCUACUACUACUACAACACCAGCCAGGAAAAGUCCUCGAAUAAGUGA
Penicillium cataractarum is the source of this 273-nucleotide messenger RNA. RefSeq lists its product as uncharacterized. The record is from RefSeq and is a predicted model, not a curated record. The coding region runs from base 1 to 273 and encodes 90 amino acids. The transcript has 3 exons. NCBI's taxonomy places the organism in Eukaryota, Fungi, Ascomycota, Eurotiomycetes, Eurotiales, Aspergillaceae.